Molecule: messenger RNA, 2342 nt
Organism: Physcomitrium patens
Lineage: Eukaryota; Viridiplantae; Streptophyta; Bryopsida; Funariales; Funariaceae
Source: RefSeq, a predicted model, not a curated record
AGAGCGAUGGGACUACUGGGCAGUAGCUGCUCUGGUGGUUCAGCUGGUCCCUGGCGAUUGGUGUCGAUUCACACCUUGUAGUGGAAGGCUGGUUGGAAUUGUUUUUAUUUUUGGCGGUGGACCCCCCGAAUUCUUACUCCACUACGCUGUGUGCUUCAUGGGUUAAUUUGUCACUGAUACCACCGUGACUUGUAAUCAUUCGCGACUGGAGAGUUUCGUGAUUGGAGGGAGUUUUUGCAGCAGGUUUUGGUCGCCUUGGGGGCUGUAUCUUGAAAAUGGCGGUCUCAAAGCGAGGGUUCUUGUGUGUAAUAGUGGUGCUGAGUAUUUGCGGAGGAUACUGCGUUAAUGCGGGUCCUCCCGAUUCAUGGCAAGUUAUCGUUGAGAAUGCGGGUGUAUGUGCAAUGCAAGCCACUCUGAUGCGCAGCAACAGAGUGGUGUUCUUUGACAGAACCAACUUCGGUGCCUCAAAUAUCACCUAUCAGGAUGGGUACUGCCGGGAGAAUCCCAAAGACAUGCGUUCGAAACGAGAUUGCACGGCGCAUUCAGUAGCGGUGGAUUUGGCUACGAACAAAAUCACGACUCUGAAAAUCUUCACCGACACGUGGUGCUCAUCAGGAUCCCACAAAGCUGACGGCACGCUGUUGCAAACUGGGGGCUGGGCUGAUGGGGCGGACGUGACUCGGACCAUUGGCCCCGGUCCUAAGGAUGACUGGAUUGAAUAUCCCAAUGCGCCUUCCGCACUACUCACGAGUCGCUGGUACUCCUCCAACCAUAUUUUGCCGGACAAUCGUGUGAUCAUCGUCGGAGGCCGCCGCGCGUUCAGCUUCGAAUUUCAACCCAGGACUAAAGGCGAGGGCUUGUACUCCCUUCCGUUUUUGCGCGACACCCUCACCCCUGGGUCAGAACAUAAUCUCUAUCCAUUCGUCAAUCUCUGCCCUGAUGGCAACUUGUUUAUCUUCGCAAAUCAGGAUUCAAUCUUACUGGAUUACAAAGCCAACAAAGUACUACGUAAGUACCCAAGGAUCCCAGAAGGCCCUCGUAACUACCCUGCGUCAGCAGCCGCCGCGCUGCUACCUCUCACAGCUGCAGAUGGUUACGGACGCGCGGAGAUUCUGAUUUGCGGCGGUGCAAAGCCUGAAGCUUUUUCCAACACAGGGAAAGGGAUCUUCGACGAGGCAUUGUCCUCUUGUGCCCGGAUGGUGCUCACCGACGCAGCAGCGAAGUGGAGACUGGUGUACAUGCCAAUUCCGCGUAUCAUGGGUGACAUGCUAAUUCUUCCCACAGCGGAGGUGUUGAUCAUCAACGGUGCAAGGAAAGGAACUGCAGGUUGGCAAGUGGCUAGAGAACCCGUGCUUACGCCUGUGACAUACGACAUUUAUCGCGACCGUUUCUUCACCUGGCGAGCUUCCACUAUUCCCCGAUUGUACCACUCUGUAGCGCUGAUGCUGCCUGACGGCAAAGUCUUCGUCGCAGGGAGCAACACUAAUCGUGGAUAUGAAUUCAGCAAUGUCCAAUAUCCCACUGAACUCCGAAUAGAGAAGUACAGUCCAUACUAUAUCGCCAAGUCAUAUGACACUCGUCGACCGAAGAUUGUCAGCUCACCCACUGUGGUGAAGUGUGCCACCAGUUUCCGUAUCGCGUUCGAGAUCAGUCAGAAUCCUGUUGCGUUGAAGUACCAUCUAUACGCGCCGCCCUUCACCACGCACACAUACUCCAUGAACCAGAGGAUGCUUGUACUGAAAGCGAACCCGGUUGUCAGUGAUCCUGCGAAGCGAACCUCAUUCUCUGCAACUUUGUAUGCUCCUCCGAAUACCGUCAUCGCCCCGGCAGGGUACUACUUACUCACAGUGAUCAAUCAGGGGACACCCAGCCCCUCCGUUUGGGUGCGGAUUACUGCUGCGUAGUCUAAGUAGUGUACAACCCAUUCAUUUUGCAACAUUUUAAAAAAGUGUUUUUUCAAUGUGUCUAUUCGAUGCUGGUGAUGAACUCUGGAUUGAAGUCGCCAGUAUAUUUUUUGACACCUUAACGUAGCAUAGGAAUCCAAUAGCUUGUAAACGUGCUCUUAAAUUAGUUUGCGGCGAACGCCCGAGAGACAUCCAACCAGACGUAGCGCCAAGAGUAGAAGCUGACACAAGCAAUCUCUGAACGUCUUCCAAGAGCCGUCUAUAUUCGGAGACCACAUAUACAAAGCGGCUCCCAUACAUGUCGACGUCUGUUACAGUAGCGUCUGUGUGUGUGCGUCCAAGUGGCGAUGUACGCAAUCAAAUGAUAAAUACCAUUCUUUGAUCAACCUUCAUUUCUAGUCUCAAUCGAGAUGAGAGGUUGACCACAUUUUUGUACCA